UCGUAAUGUUAUAUUAUUUCCCUUUUAACUGUUAGGUCAAUGAGUUGUAAUUUGUAGAUAUACUUACAGAUUUAAUUAAGUGGCAAUGAAACUGACGAUGUAAAACGCAUAGUGUUGAACAGGCUAGGAUUUUUGGCUUUGAGGAGUGUAGAUGAUUCAAACUUUAAUCUUGAUUUGAUUCAGAGAAAGAAAACCCAGUAACAGCUGUUGAAAUGGCACGCAGUGAAACACUGACUCAAUUAAUGCGCACUUUAUGGCUGCUCAGCGCAUUUCUGCUCUAUCGUGUUUUGUCAUGUGACGUCGGUUGGUUUGGCACCAAAUGUCAAUAUAAAUGUCACUGCACAGGCAAUCAUUGUGAUCCGUCAGGAAAAUGUGUCGAAAAUUCCAAAUGUGAACCAGGCUGGUUUGGAGCGUCUUGUCAGUUCGUGAAUGUAGCGAAAGACGCACAAUUUACAAGCUUCUCCGAUGACGAUGAAAAAUAUUGGCCAUCAGACCACAACGAAGACACCUGUUCUCAAAGCCUGCGUGUGAUGAUAGUUAAGUGGAAGCUUCAGCUCGUCAUUACCUGGAUUAGAUUAAUUGUUAACAAUACAGAUAAAGUGAACAAAUUCAGCGUCAGCUUCAAACCACAACCAGAGACGGACUCAUCAAAUAUCAACAAUGAUUAUAUCAGUUGUGCUCAGGAGUCCAGACAUGUCAAUCUGAAGAUUGUGGACAUUUUCUGUCAGUUAAAAUACAGCAUUCAUGAACUCAUGAUAGAAGGGCCGGGUAUCAAAUCUCUUUGUUCUAUUUACGUCAGCGGAGGACGCAAUUUGGCUCUAAAGCAAAAUACGUCACAGUCAAGUACUUACUUCGACGGUGUUUCCAUCAAUAUGUCGAGGUCAUCCAAUGCUGUGGACGGAAACACUGACGACAAUUAUUAUCACGGCAGCUGCAUUCAUACUGAUCAUGAAACGAAUACUGCGGGGCCAACAUGGCGACUCAAUUUUUCUUUUCCGGCAUUACUUCAGGGAGUAAUGAUUUAUAACAGAGACGACUGCUGCCAGGCACGUUUACAGCAUUUCAAACUGAUGGGGUUCUCACCAAGUGGCCAGAUUGUUUUUACUUUUUAUGAUGGACUGAGUGAAGCCCAAGUCAAGUAUCCAGUCAUCUUCGUAUCUCCCAUGAAAGCUUUAUAUCAGCUGACUGUCACAGCGCAAAGAAAAACGACAUUUUCAGCCAUUUUAAACUUUUGUGAGCUUGAGGCUUUUGGAGAUUGGGAGUGUCCAUUCGGUAAGUAUGGUCUGGACUGUGACAAGAACUGCAACUGUGCCGACAAAACCAAAACAUGUGUUGUGAGUACUGGGACUUGCCCCUCUGGCUGCAGCGCCGGAUACCAAGGUGAAGGUUGCAUGGAAGUGUGCGAGCACGGCACAUGGGGAGAAGGCUGCUCUAAACUUUGUGACGACAGAUGUGCCAAUCAAUCUUGUGACAGUGUGACAGGUCAAUGCCAAAAUGGAUGCAGAGAUGGAUACACUCUUCCUAAUUGUACUGAAGUGUGCAGUCAUGGUUACUGGGGAAAUAACUGUUCUAAUUUGUGUCGUGACAAGUGUUUAACAGAGUUGUGUGACCCUGUCACAGGUCUGUGUUAUUUAGAUGAAGAGUCAAGGUCUGUCAAAAAGAACUCAACAGAUACCUGCCCAUUAUCUCUGGGCGCCUUGUCUAUCUUUGGAUUGAUCUUAGCAUUUAUUUUCACAAUCCAAAGUGUAAUUAUUUUAGCACUCUGCUGUGAACGAAGGCAAAAGAGCUCGGGUUACUCCAUGUUUUCUCAUAUGGAAGACAGCUUUAAACUGACUCAGUAUUCUCCUAGAGUGUCCGGACAUCAAACAAUUUAGAAAACAUUUAAAUAUAAUGCGGUGACCUCUUGGAUUCUAUGCUUUUGGGAACAAACAAAGCAAAAUCAAGCCUAGCAUAAUUAUAUAGCGUCGGUGCAAUCAUCUUAUUUUCAAACAGCUCAAGUGUCUUGAUGACUCACACUUCAAGUUAAGAACAACAUUGUAAAUGGUCGUCAUUUGCUUGUUGUCCCCUCCGGGGGGGAUUGAAUCCCACCAACCAGCUUCCUCGAGGCGUCUUGGUUCAGGGCGAGUCUCCCCGACUGUUUCCAUGUGUUGCUUGACAUCUAGGCAACCUUUAAACAGUUCCACAUGUGCUGCAACGAUCCGUGAUUUUGAAAAUAAAACACUGAUUGAAACAGCGAUGAUGUUCUCAUUUCAAUGAAAUGCCUUGAGUUAAAGUUUUGAAACUCCUCUGCAGAGAAUGAACGACGUUCAUCAGCCAAACUGAAGUCAACUCUGCAGUUCUCUCUAUCUGCAGCAUCAAAGAUCCGACCAUAUUUGAAAUAAGAGUGAAAAAAAAAGCUAAAUGUGGCAUUCAUACUCUCCCGUCUUGACUACUGCAUUGCCGUGCACAAGAUUCAGCGACUACUCUCUUGCGUACACUCCAUUGGCUUCCUAUGAAUGCAAGAAUCGACUAUAAGGACUUUGUCAUAAGUGCGUCCACAUUGAACAACUGCCCUUGUACCUCAUUGAACUGGUCACUCCGUAUGUCUCAGGGAGCCCUGCGUUCCAUAGUCUCAACACAUCUUCUCGUGCCACGUCUCUUCUUCACGGGCUUUGUUAGUGGAUGUACCAAAGGUUAGGAACUUGCUUUGGUCUCAGACAACAUGCUUCACUACAUUCAAGAAGAACUUUAAAAACCUAUCCAAUUUUUUAAAUAUUACUUUGUAAUUUUAACUCUGGUAUUUGUAUUUGUUUUUAUUCAUAGCGCCUUCAACUUACAUUAUGUUUGUUAAUUUUGCUAUUUAUAGAUCCCUCACCAUUGUUCUCUCCUACCCGUAAUAUUAAAAAUCAAAAGACUGUUUAGAUGUAACUGGCUCUAUUAAUGGACAGUUCCACUCUACACGUGCUGAAGCUUAUUGCCAAGAAUAUUUCCAAAGUGAAAAAAAAAAGAGAAGGGUGUUGAUCGUGGAAGAGGAUGUGUGUGGCUAGAGAUUGGGGAGGGGGGAGAGUGGUAGAGACAUGAAAGGACCAAUCGAUUUCCUUUUUCCCCCUUUCGGUAUCAGUUUUUUUUUAAACAAAUUCGUUGCCAUGGUAACGAAUAGAAAAUGUGGGUCACAAUUUGACUGAAAAAAAAAAGGGAGGUGGGGGGAGGGGGGCUGGACUCGAAUGAAGGGAAAAGAAAUUUAAUGUAUUUUUCUCCUUGUGCUGUUAUAAUGGAGUUAAUGAUAAAUAAACAAUUAAGUGUU
Biomphalaria glabrata is the source of this 3283-nucleotide messenger RNA. RefSeq lists its product as uncharacterized. The transcript is spliced from 11 exons. The coding region runs from base 213 to 1874 and encodes 553 amino acids. The record is from RefSeq and is a predicted model, not a curated record. Gene Ontology annotation, molecular function: scavenger receptor activity. Lineage: Eukaryota; Metazoa; Mollusca; Gastropoda; Planorbidae.